Molecule: messenger RNA, 540 nt
Organism: Aspergillus viridinutans
Lineage: Eukaryota; Fungi; Ascomycota; Eurotiomycetes; Eurotiales; Aspergillaceae
Product: GNAT family N-acetyltransferase
Exons: 1
Coding region: 1-540 (179 amino acids)
Molecular function (GO): acyltransferase activity, transferring groups other than amino-acyl groups
Source: RefSeq, a predicted model, not a curated record
AUGGCCACUACUCCACUUACGAACGAGAUUUCAAUCCGCCUCGCAUGUCAAGAAGACAUACCACGGAUCAACACCAUCGAAACUUCUGCAGCCCAGCUCUUCCGCACCGUGGAUCUCGCCUGGAUCGCCGACUCCCCACCCCUUGACACGGGAACACUGCGCUCAAUGAUCGCGCAGCAGAACGUAUGGGUCGCAGUGACCGCGGACAACACAGCAGUGGGAUUUAUCGCCGUGCAAGAACUAGACGGAAUGUUGUACAUCGCCGAGAUGGAUGUCCAUGAAGAAUGGCAGAGGAGGGGCGUUGCGCGGAUGAUGCUUGAGCAGGUGGAAGGGCAGGCGAGAGGCAGGGGAUACGAGUAUCUUUCUCUCACGACGUAUCGGGAUUUGGAGUUUAAUGGACGGUUCUAUGCCAGGAUGGGGUUUGAGGAGGUGGAUGUGGACAUCGCUGGUGAGGGACAUCAACGGGAGUUGGAGGAGCAGGUGCAGUGUGGUCAUGAUAGGGCUAGGAGAUGUGUGAUGCGGAAGAGAGUCGCAGCGUAG